Hibiscus syriacus is the source of this 689-nucleotide messenger RNA. RefSeq lists its product as uncharacterized. Gene Ontology annotation, molecular function: protein binding. The record is from RefSeq and is a predicted model, not a curated record. Bases 243 to 575 code for a protein of 110 amino acids. Lineage: Eukaryota; Viridiplantae; Streptophyta; Magnoliopsida; Malvales; Malvaceae. The transcript is spliced from 6 exons.
ACAACAAGAGUCCCGGAGAUACCCUAGGAAAUGUUUUGCUAGUUACCAUUGAAGGUGUGGAAGCUAAUGAUGUGACCAUUGAGACGAUUCACUUGUUUGGAAAUAUUAUCAUGUACGUCAUACUCCUUUCUAAGGUCUAUCUUGAGCCAUGUAUGCACAGGUAUUUUCUGCAUUUGGUUUUGUUCACAAAAUUGCUACAUUUGAAAAGGCUGCGGGAUUCCAGGCAUUAAUCCAAUUCACUGAUGCUGAAACUGCUUCUUCAGCGAGGAAUGCCUUGGAUGGUAGAAGUAUUCCCAGGACUUCAACGAUUGAAAUGUUUGGAGUUGUCUGAUACUGAAGUUGGAAGCAAUGACCUUCUCCAUCUUUCUGGUUUGGUUAAUCUGGAGAGCAUAAACCUGUCAUUUACUGGAGUUACAGAUGGUGGUUUAAGAAAAUUGUCUGGACUCUCGUCUCUGAAAUCACUCAACCUGGAUUCUCGUCAAAUCACAGAUGCCGGACUUGCAGCUCUUACCAGUAUGACUGUUCGGAGUGCCUAUUUCUGUUCUUUGAAUUGUCCUUUUAGUUCUUUAACAUGAUUCAUUGUGAAAUAAUAAGUUUUGUCACUUAUUAUACUGGUGAUUUAAUUUUAUUGUUGUCAAAGAUAAUAAAUUAGUUCUGAUUAGUCAUUAGUUUAUUGUUGAGAAAGAGAU